Molecule: messenger RNA, 736 nt
Organism: Cimex lectularius (bed bug)
Lineage: Eukaryota; Metazoa; Arthropoda; Insecta; Hemiptera; Cimicidae
Exons: 6
Coding region: 52-681 (209 amino acids)
Source: RefSeq, a predicted model, not a curated record
AUGUAAAAUAGCUUAGUAUCAAAGUAGAUGGAUAAGUCUAAAAGUUGAGAGAUGAAAGAAACAAAUUCUCCCAUGUUCAGAACUGCGUCUCCAUAUAUUUUCUUUGAUAACCACCAAGCAUUUUGCAAGCCAAAUGACGAUUACUACAUCGAGUCACCGCCACUGUAUGACCAAUCUGAUAAUCCUCCACUUAACAAUUUUGUGGAUAAUGAUGGAAAAUAUUAUGUCGAUUUGGCAAAUUUGGAGAAGAAUUACACAAUCUGGACUAAAUAUAUGGGGAGGGGAGUGAAAAAUUUUGGAAAAAGGAAGAUAAAUAACUCUCCCAUUCCUAUGGCAGGCAAAUUUGAAAAAUCAAGCUUAAACAUGCAUAUAAACGAUCUGGAAAAACAUUUGUUAAUCAAUGGAGAAGAAGUAGAUAAAUCUAGUUCAAAUGUGUCAUUUCAAAAUGAACUAAUACCAAUUAUAAUAAUACCAGCAAAGAACAGUGCGAUCAUUCCCAAAGAAGUGAAAAUCGAAGAAGCCAUGCCCUGCUCUGAAUGUGCUUGCUCUGUGGUUGGAAGAAAACUAAAAAGAUCGUCCCUUUUUCGUUUAAUCAUACAAAGUGAAGAAAACUUGCAGUUAGGCUGGAAACUACCUCUAACCGAAGUGAGCAGAAUGGUGUUUGAGUUGUCAUCACUUUAAUCACAAUCAAAAAUAAAUACAAUAAAUUUGUACUAUAUUUUUUGUUUAUUCCUAA